CUAAAAUAACCAGCCUCCAUCGAUCAGAUCCGCAGCCUCCAAAAAACCCCUCCACAUCUGUUCGCACUUCUACAUCGAUCGUCCAAAAAAAACCCUCCAAUACUCCGUCGACCGUCCGCCCUUCCCAGCUGCAGCCUCCGAACGCCGACCCUCCCAGCCGCAGCUGCAGCCGUCUCACGCCCUCCCUCCUAGCCCUACAUCUGAAAUUCCUCUCGGCAUAGUCAGCAAUCAUGACAGCAUCAGUGUGCUCGUGAGACUCAGAUCCAAAUUGGGAAGAUGAGAUUGUUGGGCUUUUGGCCGGUGAGCAAAACUCAGUUACCUUAGCUGUAAGCGAUUUCUGUACUACUAGACCAGAAGAAGAUUGAGGGACGACACAAAUCUUUGGGUUAAACUUUUGAGACCAGAAAUGUUAGUGAGUGCUCAAUCCUUGAUCUAUUCCAUUAACUUGAAAUGAGGCUUUCAUACUAUGAGAUCAGAAGAAGAUUGACGGAAGGCAUGAGACCAGAGAAAGAUUCAUGCGGCCACAACUGAUUUAUUCAUUUACCCAUUAACAUAAAUCAUAAUGUUUGCUAAAAACGAAAUCAAUUUUCUUUUCUUUCAUACUUGAAUUGAAUGACUGACACAGACCUCACAAAUGUAGCCGCUGAACGCAUCUCCUCCAGUAGCGGCUGAACGCCGCCCAACUCCGCUCCCUCCUAGUACACUCCUUUGCCCACUCAGUGGCUCAAUAGAGAUGAAUCGAAGCUGGAUGUACGGUAAACGGAACACAUUGGAAUUUAUGAAUGGGGUAGCUGAGUUUUGCAAAUGUUGUUUAGAAUACAGAGCGUUGACCGGUUAUGAUGAGUUAUAUUGUCCUUGUGUUGAUUGUGCCAACAUAUAUUCAUUCCGGUCAAUAGAGACAAUCAGAGAACAUUUAAUUUGCCGUGGAUUUAGGCAAGAAUACUAUGUAUGGGUGUGGCAUGGCGAGAAAGGAGGGUAUACAGAAGAUCAAACCAAAGUCAAUGAGAUGACCAAUAUCACAAUCGAGAAUCUUUCUGAUGUGGAGGGUGAGAAUAAUGAGGAGACUGAAACUGAAAGUGAAGGUGAAGGUAACGAUGAAGAUGAUAUUGAAGAUAAUGAUGAGAGUGACAACGUAGAUCAAAUCAAUGAGAUGAUGGGUGAAGUAAAAGAUCACUUUAGUGGCGACCACGUAUAUUUGAAAGUUUGUCACAAGCAGCAGAAAAACCAUUAUAUCACGGGUGUACAAAAUACACAAAGCUUUCUGCCGUGAUAACACUUUAUAAUGUGAAAGCCAAGAACAAUUGGAGCGACACAAGUUUCACAUCCUUACUGGAAGUAUUACAUGACAUGCUUCCUGAUGGAAAUGAAAUGCCAAAGUCAAAUUAUUAUGCGAAGAAGUCAUUAAAUUCAAAUGAUUAAUAUAUUAUACAUGUCUAUACUUUAAAGAUUUUCUAAUGUUAGUGUUAUAUGUUAAUGCCUACAUUUUUUAGAUGGUGUUUUUUAGAUGCAUAGGGAGAGAGUUCAUGCAACAACUGGUCUUCUCUACCUUAUAUAUUUUCUUGCUUUUUCUUUAUUCAGUGUUUUAGAAUCUCUAAACAACUGGUCUUCUCUACCUUAUUACUUUAUUAGUAAUACAUGUGCAUUAAAUGUAGACCGCGGAUACUAUUCAGUAGAGACUGUUACGCUUUUAGUUGCUUUGAAGGUCUGCUACAGAGAUAGAAUCACAAUUCUUAGGGGAAGUCACGAGAGCAGGCAAAUAACCCAAGUGCAUUGUAUACAUAAUGGCUGAUGAUGAGGAUGAUUUUGUUAUUGAAGAGGAAGGUGAGGAGGAAGUUGAAGAAGAUGCUAUGUCGCGGCGCAUUGCUGAUUUUGAAGAAGAGGCUGAUCUUAGAGGAGAUCUGGAGGAGGCAGGGUAUUCAUUGGAAGAGAUCGAGAAACACUUGGAGAAAAGAAGAAGAAAAAGGAAGGAUGACAGUAAGAAGUCUGGGAGGGGGGCAUUUAAAGGGCUAAAAGUAACGGAACCCAUGUUUCUACAAUUUGACUCAUUUGGUCGUGCCUCGGGUAAAUGGAGACUAAAAUUUGGACAACAUGUUGGCUUAUGUUCUCGCAAAUUGAACAUCAAUUCGAGGUGGUCAGACGUAUCUAAUGGCUUGAAAGAUACUCUUUGGGAAGACACUAGGAAUUUGUUUCAUCUUCCGGACGAUCCUGCUAUUAAGAAUCUUUUUUAUCCACGGUGGCAUGUCGCUUUAGAGAUUUCAAAGCAAAAUUAGUUUCAGGAUGGAUCACAUGUGUUAGAAAGCGAACGAAACAGGAAGAUGGAAAACUUCCACCACAAAUCUGGCGUCACAUUAGUUCAGAUAUUUGGGAAGAGUUUAAGAGGCAGAAGAUGACCCCAGAAGCUGAGGACAUGAGGAAAAAAGCAUCAGAGAGUGCUUCACAAAACCAACAUCAUCAUCAUAUGGGGCAAAGGAAUUAUGAAGACAGCAGAGCAAUUUGGAUCGAUGAAGGCUUCUAUCCUAAUGCUUGCACAGAUUCUUCAUCGAUUGGUUCAAGUUCUACACAAUUUAAUAGAGGUGAUGAUUGGUACUGUGCAAUGCAUGCUCGUGAUAAGGAGGGAAAUCGAGUUAUUCCAGAUAAGUGUACACAAGAAGUAGCUGAGAAAUAUGUUGAGUAUAAGAACAAACAGAAUUUGGGUGAAUUUGUUCCUCAACGCAAUAGAGAUGCUUUGUAUUAUGCUCGUGGAGAGAAGGCAGAUCAUUCUGGCCGUGCUAUUGGAUAUGGCGGCAUUAAUGUUGGAUACUCAAAAGCUUUUGGCAAAAGAACUUGUGGAUCACAGUACAGUGACUGUUCAUCACAGAACAUUGAGUCCAUGAAGUCCUCAAUAAGGGAACAGCUUAGAGAAGAGAUGAAUGAAACAAUGAAACUGAACAUGAUUCAAAUCUUGAACGAAAUGGGUAUUACAGGUUUUAACUUUUCUAGUGGUGCCUCUAUUUCAACGCCAACGACAUCAACAAAUCACGCGCCACAUCCAUUUCCAAGUGAUGAAGCACAGGGCCCAAGAGUAUGUCGUUUAUUUUUAAAUGAUCUUGGAACUGAACAAUUGGUUGAGGUGGGUGGUGGCACAGCAUUUCCAUCUAUACCUGGAGUGAUGUGUCAUCAUUUACCAAUUAUGGAAGGUCAUUUAAAAGUAAGUUUAGACACAAUUUUGGAUGAGCAUGUGAGUGCCCCACUUCCUGUACCUGUUCCGAGUGUGAAUCUGUUUACUCUAGGUGACGCUCAAGGCACUUUUGUGCAAUGGCCACUUGUUUGGGUGAAAUUUAUAAGUGAGGCGACAAGUUUUAAAUCAUCAAAGGGAAAGAAGAAAAUGGAUGUCCAUAAAAAACCAGCCAAACAACGAUCUCUAGUGUCUGAACAGGUUCUAUUGUCCCUUAGCAGAGAUUGCAAAUGGAUGCACUCUAUUUUAGCAUCCCGAUCUAGCGAUGGUCCCAUUGUUGUUACAUUAGAUGCUAGAAUGUUCCAUUACGAAUCUGAUGAUGGUAAUGCAUAUCUUACUACUGAGGACAUCAGUCAGUUUCUAUCUGGUGCCAUGCUUAAUAUUGCCAUUAUUCAAGUAUUUGUGAUAGCAAUGCAGGAUUAUCUACAGGGUUUGGAUACACAUGCACGACUUGGAUGGAUGUGUCCUGAUUCAAUUUGUGCGACUACAUGUCAAAAUAAUCCUGAAGAUGUGAAAGUUUACAUACACCGAGCCAUCACUGAAUCUCGGAAUACGGGCAUAGAUAUUCUUGUUGCUCCUUAUUAUGAAGCUUAUCAUUGGGUGUUGCUUGUGGUUUGGAUCUCACGCGGCAUAAUUUUUAUGUAUGAUUCGCUCCGGACUAGCCCGAUGCGUCGCUUAUUAAUCAUGCCAUUGUUCAGCAGUGUUUUUAGAAAUAUUUGUGGUGGUGGACAAGUGAAAAAGAUAACUUGGAAACAGAUGAAGUGCGCAAAACAAACGGGUGGUUUGGAAUGUGGAUUUUAUAUAAUGAGAUUCAUGUUUGAUGUUGUUAAAAGUAUCGCUGAAGGUCACGAUCUGGAUCAGGUGUACACGAGCAACGUAAGAGAUGAUGCGCUGUCAAUGGCAGAAAUCGGUGAAAUCCGUGAUAUGUGGGCUAUAUUUGUUUCUGACAAUUUCUUGUAAACUCUUGUAUGAAUCAUGUAUUUUAACAAUAUACAUUUUUGUUGCUUCAGAUGUUAUUGACAUUGUAAUGUGCUUUUUUGGUGGUCUAAAACUUGUAUUGUAAUGAUUGAGAACUUGGAUGGUUAGAAAUACAGGUUUCCUGGUGAUCUAAAAUUUGUUAUUGUGAAUUUAGAGCAAAUAAUUAUUAAAUAGGGCAG
This is a messenger RNA of Cuscuta epithymum, 4371 nucleotides long. Lineage: Eukaryota; Viridiplantae; Streptophyta; Magnoliopsida; Solanales; Convolvulaceae. The record is from the annotation of a GenBank genome assembly.